AUUUUGAUGAUUUCAUUCAAUCUUAUGCUACCACGGCAACUCAUUUUCUUCAUCUUUCAUUGUUUUCAUCACUUGAAACCCUCUAGUGUCUCUUUCAAAUCUUCUCUUUCCCUUCAAGCCAUUGUUUACACUACCUUUGGUUUCACGUAUUCCUAGAAUGGCCACUAUCCUGGGACGAUAUAAAGCAUUGGCGUUCAAAUAUUCUGUUUUUUUCUUAUUUUUGGUCGCAUAUUAAAAUUUUCAAAGGAACCUAUGAUUAAAUUUGAAUACAUCUUUAAAAAGUUAACUCUUGUGCGUUAACGUAAUAAAUCAUUAGAGGAUCCAAAGAUUGAUUGAUUUCAAAUCAGGUCCUGAAUAGGCUGUUGUUUUUUUCUUUUUUUCUUUCUUAUUUGUCCUGUUAUUAUAUUGCCUUUAAUGUCUACGUGGACUCAAUUACGAGGCCAUAAAUAUCAUUUCAUUCAGGCUAGUUUUGAUCCUGAAGGUUCAGAUUAUGUUAUGAAAAUUUCUGUUACUGAUCUAACAAGGGUUUGGACAUGCUCUUAUACAAAGGACCAGAUGAUCGACCAAGCAGAGAAAGAACGAUGUCCAAUUGAUCCUUUUGAAACUUUCGAUACAUUGGUUGAACUACUCGGCGAGAUGCUUAUGAACGUUUCGUCAGAAAGCACCAUUAAACUAGAAGAAACAAAAAAUGAUGAAUCUCUUUCUUUAACGUGCAACGCCAAAGUAACCAAAGACAUCCAGCUUGACUGGACCUGGUCACUCCGACUAGAGCCGCCAGAAGCAUUGUCAAAGUUGAUUUGGUUCCCACUCACAUAUCACUUACUCACCUCUGAAACUCGUUCUUCUGCGGGAUCCUUAACUUCUAUUGUGCAAGACCGAUCCCAUCAACUUAAGGAUCUUUCUUGGAUUGACAAAGCGGCAGCAGAACGCUCAGCAAGGUCCACUCCGUCUACACCAAGAAAGCGUUCAGCCUUUGUAGAUCUGAUCUCUCCUAAACGUUCACGAGUAAAUUAUGAUUUUAUUGGUUAGUUAACGCUCAUAGCCAUAAGGCUAAUUUCCCACUUUAUUACUGUAUGAUUCACAUGUAUCAAUUAUAGUUUUACUACUCUUAUGGCGGGACCCAAAAUACAAUCCAACCAUCUACGGUUUCAAAACACUUUCAGAAUUUUUUAUGUCCGUUCUCAAAUGGAGACACACCAAGGGUAAUUCAGCCUUGAUAUGUACUAUGACUUACGGUUAUUCUAGCAACCAUUGUAACUCUACAGGAAAAGAACUCCCGUAAAACACGGUACAUUCUAACCCUUCUCCUUGAGAUUAGGAGAUGUAAAGCUAUUAGAAGGUUGCAACAAAACAAGCAACAAAACAUAAACUUGCUUUUUCUCGUGUUUGAUUGACUGAUGCAAAUAUCCAUCAUUUUUCCAAACAAUCUAUUAAUAUUAUUGAUAACAACAGAAAUGACAAGAUGCCGCGGAUAAACCAAAAAAGAGCGACAAAUACGAAUCGUUAAAACGGCCGAAAAAGAGUGACUUGCUUUAGAGGAAAAAGACGAACGGGAUAGCACAAACAUAUAUUUUCCAGAUUAGUGCAUUAAGUAACUAAUAUACAUAGACAUCCAUAAGUGAACAACAACAAAAAAAAAGUAGACAAAUUAUUGGAUCAAAGUAACGUAAGACUCAGGA
This is a messenger RNA of Schizosaccharomyces cryophilus OY26, 1679 nucleotides long. Its product is annotated as xrcc4 like factor. The transcript has 2 exons. The coding region runs from base 415 to 1029 and encodes 204 amino acids. Gene Ontology annotation, cellular component: nucleus. The record is from RefSeq and is a predicted model, not a curated record. Gene Ontology annotation, biological process: double-strand break repair. Lineage: Eukaryota; Fungi; Ascomycota; Schizosaccharomycetes; Schizosaccharomycetales; Schizosaccharomycetaceae.